AUGCCUGCGCAGCUGUUCCUCUUGGUUCUGCUGCUCUCUGCUUGGCCUCACCCUGGCGUCCAGUCCAUCUUCAUCAACAGAUGCAGCAGUCCUGCCCCGAAGGUGUGUGACUUUGUUUGCGACUGCAGGGACUGCUCCGAUGAGAACCAGUGCGGUUAUCACAAAGAAUCAGUCACGCUGGGAACUCCCUUCACCUGCGAUUUUGAAGAGGGCAACUGUGGCUGGAAGGACGUGAGCACCUCUGUCUACAGAUGGGUCACAGACCGAGCCAGCAUCGCCAUGUGGGGGACAGGACCCAGCGCCGAUCACACCCGGGGCACUGAUCUGGGCUGGUACAUGGCUGCAGAGAUGCGCAGAAACACGUUUGCUGCCAUCGCUAGGUUAAGGUCCCCUGUGAUGCGACAAGCGGCAGCCACCUGUGAGAUCCGAGCAUGGUAUCGCCUGUGGGAAACAGGGCUUAACGAGACGGUGCAGCCGGCUCUGUGGGUGGAGCUGACAUAUGACAAUGAGACCAGAACGCUGUGGCAGAGUCCCAAGAGCAGCAUCUCUGCCUGGCAGGAGCUGGUUGCAUACACAGGCCGGGUGCCAGGGGAGUUCCAGAUAACCCUCUCCUCGCGGCAGAGCUCCUUGCAGCUGGACGACGUGGAGUUCAGGAGCUGUGGCUUGCCGCCGCCCCUGAGCCUAGUGUGUGGCCCGGAGGACAGGCACUGCAGCCGUGGAUCAUGUGUGCAGCUGGAGCAGCUCUGUGAUGGCACCGACGACUGCGGGGAUCUGUCAGACGAAUCCGCCACCGAGUGCAGAUCGUUCACCACCUGUUCCUUUGAGAGGGGCUGGUGUGGCUGGAACACUGGGCCCGAUUACCCGACCUGGGUCAGGAACACAAGCCUCCACCUUGCGCCUGGGGCCCGCAGGCCCACACGGGACCACAGCAGCAACAGCAGGACAGGCUUUUUCCUUCACGUCAGUACCGGCCCACAGGACCUGAGCAGCGGCGCGGCCAGACUCGUUAGUCCAACUUUCCAAGCAACCACGACCAGCUGCUGCUCUCUCGUGUUCUACUCCCACCUCUACGACUCGGCCACCAGCAGCCUCAACAUCUACUACCAAACCAGCUCCGGCGUCAUGCAGCUCAUGCGCUCGAGGGCCGGGGACCUGGGUGAUUACUGGUUCAGGGAGAAAGUGGACUUCAAUGUGACCAAGAACUUCCAGAUCGUUCUUGAGGGCGUGAUUGGAACAGGACACAAAGGCAGCAUGGCCCUGGAUGACCUGGUUCUAUCUCCAGGCUGCGUCCUGGCUGCAGGCAGUCAGGUCAUCACUCCCCGGCCUUCCUCCACUGACCCCGCCACGCCCUGCACCGCACAGGAGUUUGCCUGCGACAAUAUGAAGUGCAUCAGCGCGGAGCUGGCCUGCGACUUUACAGAGACGUGUGAAGACGGCUCCGACGAGACGUACUGUGGGGCAUCGACCUUCGAGACCGGGGCUAGGGGCUGGAAGGACGUCAGUGUGGGCCAGCUGCAGUGGGCGAGGCAGAAAGCCAGUGAGGCCUUACUGCCUGGGGCAGACCACACCACCAACACCUCCACAGGGAGUUUUCUGGGUGUGGCGCUGGCUCCAGGCCAGAUGGUGUCCGGGGCCAGGGCUCGCACCCCUGUUCUGGGCCCCUCGGGCCUGGCCUGCUCCGUGGAGAUGCACUACUGGCUGCACAGCGACCUCCAAGGGUUCAUUGCGCUCGGCAUCGUGGAUCAUGCCCUGGGGACACACAGGCUGGCGUGGCACACGCAGGGCAACGGCAGCAUGGCGUGGAAACACAUCACUGUUCCGCUUGGGGAGAGAGCCAGACCCUUCCAGCUGGAGUUGAUUGCCCUGGUGAAGCUGCGCGGCCCCGUGGUGCAGAGUGCUGCUGUGGACGAUGUUGCGUUUGUGAACUGCGACCCCCGCUUUACCCCUCCAGACGCCUCGGAGCUGUCUUGCAACUUUGAGAUGGGGCUCUGCGGCUGGUACCAGGAUCAGAGCGAUGAUUUUGAGUGGGUGCGAGGCACAGGGCUGGGGCUGGGCUCUGACCACACCACCGGCACAGGCUAUUUCUUGUCUGUGGAUCUCUCCGCCGCAAGCACCUGGGGCCUGAGCGCGCGUCUCAUCACCUACCCUCAGGACCCUCCCACCAGAGAGCAGUGCCUCUCGUUCUGGUACCGCCUGGAUGGCCCUCAGAGCGGCACGCUGAACCUAAAGAUCCAGCACGAUGGGGAGCCGGAGACGGUGCUCUGGACCCAAACGGGAUCUCAUGGCAGCACGUGGCACCUGGGAUUCGCAACACUCAGUCGCCAGGCUCUCCAGAGGUACCGGCUGAUCUUUGAGGCUCUCCGUGACGGGUACCUGGGGGACAUGGCCCUGGAUGAUGUCACCGUGCGAGCUGGAGCCUGUGGUCCCCAGAAGUCCUGCUCGUUCGAGGCCAAUGCCUGUGGCUUCUCCUCCAGCUGGCAGUACACAUGGGCACGGCAGAACAACGCCACGGGCACUGCCACCGCUGGCCCUCCCACUGACCACACCAUGGGGACAGCCCGAGGAUAUUACAUGAUUGUUGAUACCAGCAAGGGCUCCCUGCCCCGUGGGCAAGCAGCCACUCUGAGCUCUGGGCAGUACAGGCCCCUGACUCAUCCGCAGUGCCUGGGCUUCUGGUACCAGCUGAGCCCCAGUGACCCAGGUUCUCUGGCGGUGUGUGUGAAGGAGAAGGGGGUGCAGCGGAGGCUGUUCAGCGUGAGCUCAGUGCAGGGGGACGCUUGGCGCUAUGGUAAAGUGACUGUCCAAGCGGCUGAGGACUGGCAGGUCGUGUUCGAGGUGGUGAGUGCUGGGGGUGAGCUCUCCUAUGUCGCCCUCGAUGAUCUGCACCUGAAGGCUGGCAGCUGCCCAGAGCCAGGUUCCUGUGACUUUGAGUCAGACACUUGUGGCUGGACCAGCCCCUCAGACCGUACCCUGGGCAGCUACGCCUGGGGCUGGAGGAGCGGGGCCAGCCCGGGCCCCGAGGUGGACCACACACUGGGCACGACAGCAGGUCACUACGUUUCCUUUGACGCCAGCGUGCUGGGUCCCGGGGGGAACGCCGCCUGGCUGCUGAGUGAGCACCUGCCAGCCACCACGGGCGCCUGCCUUCGGUUCUGGUACCACAUGGACUUCCCAGAGCACUUCUACGGCGGCGAGCUGAGGGUGAAGCUGUACAGCCUGGCAGGGGAACUAACAGUCUGGUGCGCCCGAGGGCACCAGGGCCGAGGCUGGUGGAACAGGACCAUCUCAGUGCAGAACACUGUGGAGUUCCAGAUUGUCUUUGAAGUGACCAAUGGCGUGUGGCCUGCCGGGGGGACCGUCGCCCUGGAUGAUAUCACGUACCAUGCUGGAGAGGGCUGUGAUGGCGCCGGUUUGGGCCAAAUGGAAGAUGGGAACCCUGCCCAAGGUGCUGUGGCAGCAAUGGGGAUUGGCAUUCUCCUGGCCACUGUAUUCCUGCUCCUGCUAGCUUUGAGCACAUGCUGUUGGCUGAAGAGGAGGGCGUCAGCGGGCAGGAUGCCAGAGGAGAGAGCCACCAGCCAAGGCUUUGACAACAUCGCUUUUAGAGAUGACAGGGUCACUAUAACUCCACUACCUGCGGAGGGGGAAGCAGAACCAGAUGUGAGCCUCCCAUAA
This is a messenger RNA of Emys orbicularis (European pond turtle), 3672 nucleotides long. RefSeq names its product MAM domain containing 4 (gene MAMDC4). The record is from RefSeq and is a predicted model, not a curated record. The transcript has 29 exons. NCBI's taxonomy places the organism in Eukaryota, Metazoa, Chordata, Testudines, Emydidae. Gene Ontology annotation, cellular component: membrane. The coding region runs from base 1 to 3672 and encodes 1223 amino acids. Gene Ontology annotation, molecular function: protein binding.